This is a messenger RNA of Portunus trituberculatus (swimming crab), 2238 nucleotides long. Its product is annotated as serine proteinase stubble-like. Gene Ontology annotation, molecular function: serine-type endopeptidase activity. The record is from RefSeq and is a predicted model, not a curated record. NCBI's taxonomy places the organism in Eukaryota, Metazoa, Arthropoda, Malacostraca, Decapoda, Portunidae. Bases 142 to 2166 code for a protein of 674 amino acids. Gene Ontology annotation, biological process: proteolysis. The transcript has 12 exons.
CCUUAGGGGCAGCAGGAGCCUGCACCUCUUCCGCCACACCGCCACACACCUGCCCAGUGUUACCAGCGGCUAAGGCGUCCCUGUAGCAGCGGCAGCGAGGGACGCAAGCACCAAGAGUCACAGCUGGGGUCAUCAGUCACCAUGCGGACUUGUAACAUGGUGACUGCUAUCCUUUGGGUGACGGCCGCCCUCCUGUCAUGGGCAGCAGGGGAGAGAGCACAGUACAGGCCUCCUGCAGACUUGGGCCUCAGUCCUGUCCCACUCCCAUCAAAGACAAAGGAGUCACGAGUUUUCUUCGGCUCCUCAGCAUGUACGUACCAAGGCAAAACAGGCACUUGCUAUGGUACUGUGGAGUGCCUGGCGCUGGCUGGUACCUUUGGGAACUUCUGCCGCGGACUAUCAGGACUCUGUUGCCUAUUUCACCGCUCGUGUGGCAUGAGAACAUCACAAAAGUCCGCCUAUUUCCAAAAUGAGAACUACCCACAAAGUGCCCGUGUUGAGAAAAACUGUGAGAUGAGAGUUGUUAAGCGCUCAGAUGAAUUUUGUGCCCUUAGAGUGAUAAUGAAAGAGGCAGACUUUCCUAAGCCAUCCAGGGCUGGGUUCUGUAAUGAUGCUUCUUAUGUAGUCACUGGAACUCGGAGCAGUGCCAUUGCACCAAAAUGUGGUGAUCUCACUGGACAGACUUACACCUACGACAUGAGGUACACAGAUGAACUGCAGCUCAGCAUCAACACCACCACAAUGCGGAAUGGCCUCCAGUGGAACAUGGAGAUCCACCAAGUUCCCUGCUCUGAAUACAACAACCAGUUAGCUGGCGGUGAUGGGGUUGAGGCUGGCUCUGGCUCUGAAGGUGGAACAGUCCCCAUUGAACCUGAUGGCUCUACUGGAACUCAAGGCCCCAUUGGACCUGAUGGCUCUACUGGAACUCAAGGCCCCAUUGGACCUGAUGGCUCUACUGGAACUCAAGGCCCCACUGCACCUUUAAAACCUCCUCCAGUAAAACCACCGGCCCCACCAGCCCCACCUCCUACAAAGCCUACGUCACCACCACCAAGCAAUAUAAAGUGUGGAGAACGAGGACCACCAUUCACGACAUCAAGAAGUAGAGACUACGCCAGGAUUUGGGAGCCCACGGGAAGGCGUAACUAUCCGAGACCUGGAGAAACUUUCCAGAGACCAAGUUCUACGUACCGAGGAGGCAGACCAAAUAGGAGAACUUCAAACAGACGCAGACCAAAUAGGAAAUCAUCGAGUAACAGAUCAACAAUAAACAAGAGACAAGAAACAGAUUCAAAGCAGACUUCUGCGGUGCAACAAGAAACUACAGUGGUUCCAAAACCCAGAUUCACGGGAGUAAUCAAAUCAACUGAAUGGGGAGUACCAGAUCUAACUGACACACUCUUCCAUGAAUACAUGGGUCAGCGUUUUCGUCCUCCAACUCGCAUCACUUUUGGACGGUUGGCUGGAAUAAGAGAAAUCCCUUGGCAGGUGGCCAUGGUGGUGGACGGCAAGUUCCACUGUGGAGGCGUCCUCAUUGGAGAACAGUGGAUCCUUACUGCAGCCCACUGUGUUGUCCGGUAUAAAGAUACACCCCACAAACUGGAACUGACUCUUGGUGACUGGGAUCUCAAAACAGAUAAAGAUGGAAAGUCCCUAAACGUUACUGCACAGCGUGUCACCGUACAUCCCUCUUACUCCCGUGCCACUCUGCAGAAUGAUGUUGCAGUAAUAAGGCUGGCUUCAACGGUCACAUAUACAGAAAGAAUCAAGCCUGCUUGUUUACCCACUACUGAUAUAGAGUUGGCUGGUAAGGAAUGCACUAUUUCUGGCUGGGGAAGAAAUGAAGCAAAGUUACUCCAGGAACAGCUACAAGUAUUGGAGGCAAAAGUCGUGAGCAAUGUUCUGUGUGAUGAGCGAUGGAAUACGCAAGGGGCUCCAAAGGGUUUUAUUGUUGACUCAAUGAAGUGCAUGGAUGCAACAAGUGGAGACUCCUGCAAUGGUGACAGUGGCGGCCCGUCAGUGUUAGAGCAUCCUCCGGGGUCUGGGAGGUACGUGUUGGUGGGGAUAGUGUCCUUCGGCUCUGGCUCCUGUGUGGACCCUCAGCUUCCGGGCGUUUACACUAGAGUGUCCUACUUCAGACAAUGGAUUUCAGAUAACAUGGUCUAGUUCUUACCAUCUCUCUCCAUUGAACAACUUUAUGAUAUUCUGUACCUUUCAUAUUAUUUAUAUUACAAAUUA